CCGAGCAUUGAGAGAGGGGAAGGGGAGCCCCUGGGGACGGGGGUAGGAACCCCCACGUUGGGGUCAGCUGGGAGGCUCAGUGGAGGAGAGCCAGGCCUGGAGGCGGGAGGGCCUGGGCUCCGAUCUGGCCCCAGACACUUCAGGGCCGGGUGACCCUCGGUGGGUCCCUUCACCCCUGUGGCCCAGCCCGGCCUGCCCUGGAAGCCCCGCCCAGGCCUGACUAGACAGGAGAUGAGACCCUGCCGCAGCCCGGCAGAUGAGGCCGGCCUCAAGCCUCGUCCUAGUGAGGAGGAGCAGCCGGAGGGCUUCGAUUUAGAGAAGGAUUUUCCUAUGAAGGGCAGUUUAGAACACGGCCGCUUCGUGUCCGUUCCGACCGCAGCCCAGGCCUUGGCCGGGGUUUGACCGCUGCGGGGAGGGCCUCCUGCGGGCCUCCAGGGGCCCAUCUCGGGCCCCCCCGACGCCUAGUUCCCUGGGAGGACAGCCGGGAAAGGGUUAAUCCUAGCCUGACCCAGGCCGCUUCUCUGUGCUCGAGUUCUGGUCAGGCUGAGCCGUCAUUAAACUGUCUGAGAAGAUUAUUAAAGGGAUCCACCGCCAGGGCUGCUCAGACCAUCUCCCCCGCCAGCCACGUGAUGCUGCGGGAAUGGCAUGGCGCAGGGAGGAGGAGUGAGUCAGCUUUUCUUUCUUUUGAGAGCUGACAGCCGGCUCCCAAAGGACUGUGGGUCUAAUUAAGAAACCCUUGGCAAGCCCUGGUCCGAUUCUGUCAGGCCCUCCCUGUCUGUCUGUCUUUCCCUCUCCUCUCUCCCUCGCUCUCUCAUCCUCUCCCUCCCUCCUUUUCCCCCUCUCUGUCUCUCCCCCUCUUUCCUCCCUCCCUCUCUCGCUCUCUCAUCCUCUCCCUCCCAAUCUCUCUCCCUUUCUCUGCCUAUCCCCCCUCUCCUCCCUCCCCCCUCAUCUCCCCUCCCCCUCUCAGUUCCAAUGGCUCCCUAUCGUCUCUAGAAUAAAAUGGACCGACUCUGCUCUGCACUCAGAGCCUUUCUGGCCAUUGGAGGAUACACAGUGGUGCCCAGCGUGUGCCAGGCCCUGUGCCAAAUCCUGGGCAUUCCAAGAGAGAGUCCCUGCCCUCCGGGAGCUUACAGUGGACCUGGGGAGACCCAUCAAAAAAGGCCGAACAAGGAGUGGGGCUCAGGGUCUGGUGAAAUGCCGAGGAUUCGAUCUCAGCUGCUGGGGAAUUUUCCAGCCUGGAUCCAGCCUUGUCUCCAGGUUUAUCCCCAUGAACUCUUCUUCCAGGGCUCUGUGUUCCUGCCACAAUGGCGGAUUUGCGGUUCUGGGUACUGAACAUUCCCUCUCCAUCUCCCUCUCCCUGUGCCUCGACCUCCCUCCUCGACUUUGCCUGGUUUCCUUCAGAACCGAGCUCAGAGGCCACAUCCUCUAGGAAGCCUAAUCCCUCUCCCUAAGUGAUGACUCCUCCUGCAUCUUCUGUGACGUUUCUGUCUAGCUGUGCCCUCUCAUGCCAGCCACCUGAGGCCAGGCACAGGCUCAUUAAAAAACAACAACAAACCCUUGCGAUCUGCCUUAGUAAUAACUCUCAAGACAGAAGGGCAAGGCCUAAACAGUCAAGUGACUUACCCAGGGUCACACAGCGAGGAGUGUCUGAGGCUAGAUUUGAACCCAGGUCCUCCUGACUCCUACCUGCUCGUCUGACCCAGUUGGGGUCAUAAAAGCCCAGACUUAACAUCUAGAGGAACCAAAAUGAUCCUCAUCUUCCACCAUCUCAUGUUAUAGUUGAGAAAAAUGGCCAUCUUAUCCUUUCUCCCUCAGUGGAUGAUUCACUGGACCUCAGGUCAGGAAACCCUGAAUUCAAGUUUGCGCUCAGACGUUUACUCUGAAUCACUUGAGUGUGAGACCUCCAGGAGCCUGGGGAAGAGGCCAGAGAAGGGUAAGAAAACGGGAGAAGCCAGGACCCCAGUGGGGUCAGCACAGUCACAUCCUCAGUGAGGACGAAAGGGAUGAAGCCAGAGAAAAGGCACCGUGAAGGUCCCCGGCGGCUUCUCUGCCUCCGAAUUAUUGUCAGUUGUUGGACUGGUAAAACGGACCCGUCUGUCCACUGGGCGGAGGGCACAUCGCCAGGACUGCCUGGCCAGCCUCGUCCCUCUUCGCUGCGGAUGGAAACUGGUCUGCUCUUAGCAGCGUGUGGGCCAGGGCGUCCCGUGGUAAGCGGGCAUGGAGAGGAUUCUGGGAAAGUUAUCAAGACCAACUUUUGUCAAAUGGAACCAGCCUCUUCGUCAGGGAAGCAGAAAGCGCUGCUAGUCAGAGGAGACCCCGAGCGCUUGAGGAAGUGGGAGGAGUUCGUGAGCGUCUGGGUCCGCGAUCCUCGAAUUCAGAAGGAAGACUUCUGGCACUCCUACGUUGACUAUGAGAUAUUCAUUCACACCAACAGCAUGUGCUUCACCAUGAAGACGUCCUGCGUGCGGAGACGGUUUCGGGAAUUUGUGUGGCUCAGAGAGCGGCUUCAGAGCAACGCGCUGCUGAUACAAGUGCCUGAGCUGCCCUCCAAAACCCUGUUCUUCAACAUCAACAACCGGGAGCACGUGGACCAGCGGAGGCGGGGCCUGGAGGACUUCCUGAGGAACACCAUUGGGUCCCGGUUGCUUUAUGGAAGGUUAUGUGGCUGAUAUAAGAUAGCAGGAGGAGAAAAACUCUUCGAGGCUCUGCCUCUGCAUGCACAGAUUGAGGGAAGCGGGGCAGGCAAGACUGAGAUACCCGCCGGCUCUGGAGCCCCGGGCAAUGCCCGCUUCCUUCUCGGGUAAUUCCUCUCUGGGUUGCCUUUUCCCGCUGAUCUCACAUAAAAGAAAGGAAGCCGAUCUGGGUUUUUGGCCCGUCCUAGUACUUCAGGGCUGCCGCAGUGUUCUCUAAAGCCAGCCUAGUGCCCAGAAGAUGGAGCCGCGGGAUGCAGCUGCUUCCGAAAAAUGGCCUCAGGGGGGUUCCAGCAUCCUCCCAGCAUCCUCCCAGCAUCCUUCCUCCCGGCCCGCCCCACCUCGCCCCGCCCUACGGGCUCCCGAGGCUGCGGCAGGCUCCCUCCGCCGCCUCGCCGGGCCGUCCUGCAGGUGGCGCCAUUGAGCGGGAAAGAAGCCCCUGGCCUAAUGCAGCCAAAGUAAAGUCAAAUUGGAAAUUGAAUUAUAGCCCGGGAGAAGGGACAGUAGCCUUGAGGUUGUGCUCAGCCGGGCUCCCCGAGAGCGCGCUCGCUGGCUGCUCCCAUGUGUUAGCUUGCUCGCCAGUUAAUAACGGCGCGGAGCAGUUCAAGGCUUGGGCGAAUUGCUUUCGACAUGAAAUAAAGCCAAAAUGAAUUUGUGUCCGA
This is a messenger RNA of Monodelphis domestica (gray short-tailed opossum), 3352 nucleotides long. The record is from RefSeq and is a predicted model, not a curated record. Lineage: Eukaryota; Metazoa; Chordata; Mammalia; Didelphimorphia; Didelphidae.